AUAAAAAGGGGGAUGAAUUUGCAUGCUGAGGCCAUCAAGGAAGUAGCUGAAAGAGUAACACACACAUGAAAGUGUAAGAGAGACAUACUUACAAAAACUUCUCUCACAGAUCAGAGAUACCUUUCUUUCUUUCUUUCAUCCACCUCACUCCUCUGCUUUGCUUUGCUUUGCUUCUCUCUUUCUCUCUGACUCACUCCUCUCUCUCACCAACCCAUCCUUCUCUCUCUGUCAUUCUCUAAAAAAAGGUCCACUAUAAAUGAGCCUUGAGCUGUGGAUGCUUCUUUGUCUGGUUUAUAAAAAUUUCAUAAAAAUGGGUCUCUAGAUUUCAGAUUUCUGGGAUCUGGGUCUUCCAUUAUUAGUAGAAAGCUCACUCCUUUCUUGAGAAGUAUCUUUUUUACUCACUCAAAGUUGCUCCCUUUUUGUUGUCUUCCUGAAAAUGGGUUUUGCUUAAAAUCUUACACUUUGAGAUUUGGGUGUUUAUUUUGGGAUCCUUGCCACAUUUAGAACUUCAUCUUCUUUCUGCUCUUUCUGUUUUCGAUUUCUCUACUUCUCAAAGAGAUUUAUUAGAGACAAAGAUGGCCCCAAGGUUGGAUUUUUCAGAUUGGUGGGCGAAGGAUACGAGGAAAGGAACACCAGUUGUAGUGAAAAUGGAGAAUCCUAAUUACUCAGUACUUGAAAUCGACGGACCUGAUUCAGCUUUCAGACCAGUGGAGAAGAGCAGAGGUAAGAACGCUAAGCAAGUGACUUGGGUUUUGCUUCUCAAAGCUCAUAGAGCUGUUGGAUGUCUCACUUGGCUCGCCACUGUCUUCUGGUCUCUCCUUGGUGCUAUCAAGAAACGGCUUAGUUUCACUCAGCCAAUGGGCUCUGAGAAAUUAGGCAGAGACAGAUGGCUUUUCACGGCCAUUAAGCUCUUCUUAGCUGUUUCCUUAGUGAUUCUCGGGUUUGAGAUUGUUGCUUAUUUCAGAGGAUGGCAUUACUUUCAAAGCCCUAAUCUUCACAUCCCCACUAGCACACUUGAGAUCCAGAGCCUGCUUCAUCUUGUGUAUGUUGGUUGGUUAAGCCUAAGAGCUGAUUAUAUUGCUCCUCCGAUUAAAGCUCUCUCCAAGUUUUGUAUUGUGCUAUUCCUUAUACAGUCCGUAGAUCGUUUGAUACUUUGCUUGGGUUGUUUUUGGAUCAAGUUUAAGAAAAUCAAGCCGAGAUUUGAUGAGCAACCGUUCCGCAAUGAUGAUGCUGAGGGAUCUGGAUUUGAGUAUCCUAUGGUUCUUGUUCAGAUUCCAAUGUGCAAUGAGAGAGAGGUGUAUGAACAAUCUAUAUCUGCUGUGUGUCAACUUGACUGGCCAAAAGAUCGAAUACUGGUUCAGGUUCUCGAUGAUUCGAAUGAUGAAAGCAUCCAACAGUUGAUUAAAGCUGAGGUUGCCAAAUGGAGCCAAAAGGGAGUCAACAUAAUCUACAGGCAUCGCUUGGUUAGAACCGGAUAUAAAGCUGGUAACCUCAAAUCUGCUAUGAGCUGUGAUUACGUGGAAGCAUACGAGUAUGUCGCAAUAUUUGAUGCCGAUUUUCAACCUACACCGGAUUUCCUUAAACUAACAGUUCCACACUUCAAGGAUAACCCAGAGUUAGGUCUAGUUCAAGCUAGAUGGACAUUUGUGAACAAAGACGAGAACUUGUUGACUCGUCUUCAAAACAUCAAUCUGUGUUUUCAUUUUGAGGUGGAGCAGCAAGUGAAUGGCGUGUUCUUGAACUUCUUCGGUUUUAAUGGAACAGCGGGAGUUUGGAGAAUCAAAGCUCUCGAGGAAUCUGGUGGUUGGCUUGAAAGGACCACCGUCGAGGAUAUGGACAUAGCAGUCCGUGCUCAUCUACAUGGAUGGAAGUUCAUCUAUCUUAACGAUGUCAAGGUCCUUUGUGAAGUUCCUGAGUCCUAUGAAGCAUAUAAGAAGCAGCAACACCGUUGGCAUUCAGGACCUAUGCAGCUUUUCCGCUUGUGUCUUGGUUCAAUCUUGACCUCUAAGAUAGCUAUAUGGAAGAAGGCGAAUCUGAUACUUCUCUUCUUCCUUCUAAGGAAACUUAUACUUCCUUUCUACUCCUUCACAUUGUUCUGCAUAAUCCUUCCACUGACCAUGUUUGUUCCAGAAGCUGAGCUCCCUGUUUGGGUCAUCUGCUACAUACCGGUUUUCAUGUCUUUCCUCAACCUACUUCCAUCCCCAAAAUCAUUCCCUUUCAUCGUCCCUUACCUUUUGUUCGAGAACACAAUGUCCGUCACCAAGUUCAACGCUAUGGUAUCCGGAUUAUUCCAAUUGGGUAGCUCUUACGAGUGGAUUGUCACAAAAAAAGCUGGAAGAUCAUCAGAGUCAGAUCUUUUAUCUAUCACGGAGAAAGAGGCACCAAACAAGAAAAGUCAACUGCUUAGGGGAGUUUCCGACAGCGAGCUGUUGGAGCUUAGCCAACUCGAAGAGCAGAAACAAGCAAAGAAGCCCGUCAAGAAAACCAACAAGAUAUACCACAAAGAGCUCGCACUGGCGUUUCUUUUGCUAACUGCAGCGCUUAGGAGUCUCUUGGCAGCUCAAGGAGUGCAUUUCUACUUCCUGUUAUUCCAAGGUGUCACCUUUCUUCUCGUGGGUCUCGACCUCAUAGGCGAACAGAUGAGCUGAGAGAAACAAAGAAGCUUUCAUAGAUUCCGUAAAAGGAGUCAGCAAAUCAGAAUUUCUCAUCUUAGUGUCGGCGAAAAGUGAAGAAACGUGGAGCGAAAAAAAAAGUGUCGGCAGAGGAUGUGGAAUGAGAAGAAGCAUAAAGUGAAUCACGUCAUAUACAACAAUCAAUUCAAUGAUGUGCAAGUGAAGACGAAUGGGACCAAACAGAUUUUAAUUUUAUAGAGUGGGUUUGUUGAUGAUUCUGGGACCGAACUAGGAUCAUGAUCUUGUCUUUCUUACUUUUCUAGGCUUUUUAUUUUGGUCAUGCAAGAACCAUGUCUUCGUGUCUAAUUUGUAAUUUAUUCCUUUAUUUGUAACUUUAUUAAUUCGGAAACUUUAUAGUUGCGGAAACGAAUCCAUAAUAACUUCAA
Capsella rubella is the source of this 3058-nucleotide messenger RNA. RefSeq names its product probable xyloglucan glycosyltransferase 5. Gene Ontology annotation, molecular function: glycosyltransferase activity. NCBI's taxonomy places the organism in Eukaryota, Viridiplantae, Streptophyta, Magnoliopsida, Brassicales, Brassicaceae. The transcript has 6 exons. The coding region runs from base 576 to 2648 and encodes 690 amino acids. Gene Ontology annotation, cellular component: Golgi apparatus. The record is from RefSeq and is a predicted model, not a curated record.